Messenger RNA from Nymphaea colorata (pocket water lily), 758 nucleotides. Its product is annotated as 40S ribosomal protein S15a-1-like. Bases 226 to 627 code for a protein of 133 amino acids. The transcript is spliced from 5 exons. Gene Ontology annotation, biological process: translation. NCBI's taxonomy places the organism in Eukaryota, Viridiplantae, Streptophyta, Magnoliopsida, Nymphaeales, Nymphaeaceae. The record is from RefSeq and is a predicted model, not a curated record. Gene Ontology annotation, cellular component: ribosome; cytosolic small ribosomal subunit. Gene Ontology annotation, molecular function: structural constituent of ribosome.
GGGACACAAGCCUUUCAACUGGAAAAUCGGCAACCCUAGUGAUCUCUUCCCUCUCUUUUAUUUCCGAAUAUUUCGAAUCACGUGUGCGUGUGUGUGGGGGGAAAGAGAGAGAGACGGAGUCUCCCUCCCUCUGAGUUUUGUUGUCCGUGCAUCAGCAGCCACCUCCUCCUUUCCCUCUUCACGCCCAAGCGACACCGAAGUGCUUCUUCAUAAAGCUUUGUGAAGAUGGUCAGGAUCAGUGUACUGAAUGACGCUCUAAAGAGCAUGUACAAUGCUGAAAAAAGAGGAAAACGACAGGUCUUGAUUCGUCCCUCAUCGAAAGUUAUCAUCAAGUUUCUUUUGGUGAUGCAGAAACAUGGUUACAUUGGAGAAUUUGAAGUUGUUGAUGACCAUAGAGCAAACAAAAUUGUGGUUGAGUUGAACGGUAGGAUGAACAAGUGUGGAGUAAUUAGCCCUCGAUUUGAUAUUGGAGUUAAGGAGAUUGAGUCAUGGACUGCCCGUCUACUUCCUUCAAGACAGUUUGGUUACAUUGUCUUAACUACAUCUGCUGGCAUCAUGGACCAUGAAGAAGCCAGGAGGAAGAAUGCUAUUUCUGGGGAGCCAAAGAAGGCCUUACCUUGUUCCUGAAUCUUUUCUGAAACCACCAUUUCAAUCUUGCUACCAGACCAGCAGGGGGCCACUUUAUUCAUGUCGCAUUGCUGGUCAAUCUUCCGCCAAAUUCUGGAGCAGCCCUGAGAAAAGUACUAACCAGUUUUCUC